Molecule: messenger RNA, 1942 nt
Organism: Coregonus sp. 'balchen'
Lineage: Eukaryota; Metazoa; Chordata; Actinopteri; Salmoniformes; Salmonidae
Source: the annotation of a GenBank genome assembly
AUGUUUUCCUUUGGUCAGAUACAUAUGUUCACUUUCAAAGUAGUUCAGUUGGCUUAUCUGGCUGGUCCUUCCCCAUGCUGUGGGCACACAGCGCUGUGUUGUGGCUUGGGUGUCUCCAUGGGAACGGGUGGCCAAGGAGAAAGGGAGGUUCCUGUCAGAGCACUGAAGGGUGUGUGGAAGUCGUCCUGGUCUCCUCCCCACCACCCGGCCAUAUUUAAACAGCCUGCAGCUCUCUCAGUCAGUCGCUUACAGAGGAGCUGUUCUUAACAAGAGAGAUUCUGAGCCUGCUACUUAUAGAGAGCCUCAGCUAUCGUUUACAAGACCUUUACUACUACCAUCGUUAUCUAUCUCACAAGCCUGUCUGUAAGGACACAGUGUUGGAUUUACUGACAUCUCAUUUACACAAGGUACGCAUCACAUCAUAAUCAUGACUUGAGAAUAAUUGACCUUUUCUCAAUGUUUUCAAUGCAAAGUUAAAUUCCUUUUUCAUGUGUUAAAAAAUGUGAUUGCCUGUGAUUUGUUUCGAUUUGUGUUGUCUAACAAGGAUUUACUUUUACUUUUCCAGUUACCAAGCCCUAUCAGGGAACUCAUGUGGGUGGUGGAGAAGAUCCGUGUGUCCGUGGAGAGAACCAACCUGCCUCUCCCCUCAACGGAAUACAGCUUCAGGAUCGGAGACAUGUUUGGAGAGAAAGCUGACAAACACAAGAGACUUUCCCUGUGUCCUAAUAUUAUCACCCCAGACACUAUCCCAGAGUUUUGCAUCCCUCCUAAGAUCCCGUCCUUCCAGGAGCCGAAGGGUACAGAGCAGAGCCGCCAGGCCCCCAUCAUCAGAGUGUCCCUGUGUGAAUGGGAGAGGGGGAGCCCUAAGAGGGAGGCGCCAACACGAAAAAUCAUCAGCCCACACAUCAUCCAGGUAGAGAAUGUGGACGAGAGCCCCUAUGACUGUAGUGAUGAGGAGACCACCAACGCAGACCCUCAGAGCCAGGCAGCACUCUCCUUGCCCCACAUGGCCAAAGCCCAGACCUGCUACGGUUUCUGUACCCUGCUGGAGAGCCCCCACACCAGGAGGAAGGAGUCCCUGUUCCACAACGACCCUGGCUCCUGUGGCAUACCGCUGCUGUUCCCCAGGAGCAGGUCCAACACUUGCUCCAGAGUCUCCCACUCUACCUCCCCAUCCUCCUCCCCUUCCUCCUUCAGUCUCCACACCCUGACCUCCAGACUCUCGCCCAGAGGGUAUACACUCAACAGACAGGGCACAAUGGACAGUGACACCACCUCCUCAGCUGAGUCCUCCCCUUUCAGCUCCCCAAUGCUGAGCAGGUCCCCACCGAAGUCUUCCCUCUUCAAAACACUGAGUCAUGAAAGGCUUCUUUCCAGAAACAUCAGGAAGACUGUGGUGUCCAGAAACAACUCUCUGUCGACAGACGAGGGCAGCUCCACAGACAAUAGUCCCAAUUUCAUGAGGAGGGCGUCAGAUGGGCUGGUAGAGGGCCUUCCACCAAGCUUCAGUCUGGCCCCUCCUACCAUCUUCCCUAUAGACUUGGUUCUGCACAGGGAAAGGGUGAUGAGGGAGAGCAUGGUCCCUAUAGGGAAGGACGGCACCCUGCGCCUCUCUGCAGAGUACUGUCCUGAUAACCAGAGGCUGCGGGUGCGGCUCAUCAGUGCUGAGGGACUAUACACUCACUCGGUGGACCCCAAGAGUAUCAACUGCAGUGUCAGCCUCUCCCUGGUGCCUGGAAAGGUCCAGAAGCAGCGUAGCACAGUCAUCAGGAAGAGUCGUAACCCCAUCUUCAAUGAGGAUUUCUUCUUUGAUGCCAUCUCAGAGGAGGACCUCUGCCAAAGCUCCCUGAGAUUUAAAAUAGUCAAUAAAAUGUCCACUAUGAAAAGAGACUAUAUUCUGGGGGACGUUGAACUUCCGCUCACAAGCAUUAUCACUUUAUAA